CUGGCCAUAGAAAGAGGAGGGAAAAGGGAACUUUCCAGAAUGAAGGUACUGAUCAGUGUGCUGUUCUGCAACUUUGCUUCCCUAAUGCUUCAGGUCCAGGGAAACAAUUAUCGGUUUUAUGGCAUCCCACACCAGAGAAUUUCACCGGGAAGAUACAACCAGCCACCACUCCAUGUAGCCAGUCCUCCGGCCGUAAAUAACAUAGCCAGUCCAGCUUCAACAGGAGGAAUCUGUAAAAGUCGUCCAAUGGAUCUAGUGUUCAUCCUUGACAGCUCCCGAAGUGUCCGUCCUGCUGAAUUUGAGAAGGUCAAGGUCUUCAUUGCUGAUAUGAUCGACACUUUGGAAAUUGGAGCCGUGGCCACACGGAUUGCAGUUGUCAAUUAUGCCAGCACAGUCAACAUAGAAUUCCAUCUUAAAAGCUACUUCAACAAGUUAGAUAUUCAGCGGGCCAUCUCCCGUAUUCCUCCUUUAUCUGCUGGAACAAUGACUGGGUUAGCCAUUGAAGCAACUAUGACCAAUGUUUUUACUGUAGAAUCUGGAGCACGGCCUAAGCACUUGAACAUUUCCAAGGUAGCCAUUAUUGUAACAGAUGGAAGACCCCAGGAUAAAGUCCAAGAUGUUGCGGCUAGAGCCAGAUCCAAUAACAUUGAAAUUUAUGCAAUUGGUGUAGACAGAGCUGACAUGCAGUCUUUGAGGCUCAUGGCCAGUGAGCCCUUGGAUGACCAUGUGUUUUAUGUGGAAACCUAUGGUGUAAUUGAGAAGCUGACUUCCAAAUUCCGGGAAACUUUAUGUGGUAAAGAUCUGUGUGCAGGCGAUCAUGGAUGUCAGCAUAUCUGUGUGGACAUCAGAACAUCCUAUUACUGCAAAUGUAAAGAAGGAUACAUACUGAAUGAAGAUAAGAAAACCUGUUCAAGAGUGGAUCCCUGUGCCCUUGGGAAGCAUGGAUGUCAGCAUAUCUGUGUGGCCAACCAAACAUCGUAUUACUGCAGGUGUAAUGAAGGUUUCAGACUCAAUCCAGACAAGAGAACUUGUUCAAAGGAACUGAAGACAGCACCAGUUGUUGUAGACCCAUGCAAAUGUGAAGCUCAGCUUGAAUUCCAGAGAAAAGUAAAUGGAGUCAUUCAAACUCUGACUAGAAGACAUAUCCUUUAA
Molecule: messenger RNA, 1152 nt
Organism: Protopterus annectens (West African lungfish)
Lineage: Eukaryota; Metazoa; Chordata; Ceratodontiformes; Protopteridae
Gene: MATN3
Product: matrilin 3
Exons: 5
Coding region: 40-1152 (370 amino acids)
Molecular function (GO): calcium ion binding
Source: RefSeq, a predicted model, not a curated record